UUGCUUUUCCGUUCCGUCCGAAUUGUGGGGACAGAACGAGAGACGAGGUGACGGUGCUUCAGCCUCUGCCUUCUGGUUCUUAUUUCCCUUUUCAGCUCACCCGCAAGGGUUUUUCGAAUAAAGUGGCCAGAGUUUUUUGGGUUAAGCACAGAGUCAUUACAGUUACUGAAGAUGAAAAAGGACGAAAGAAAAUAAGAAAGAAACCAACUUUGAUUGGAGGGUUUCACCAUAGUCUUGCUUUGGGUUCCAAUUCUAGAAACCCAGUAUUUUCACGUGAUAUAUUAUAUGAUAAUCUUGCCGUGGGUAACAUUUUCAGCCCUUCAAUCAAAUAUGAACACAUGAUUCGAGUUGUGAUAUUGUGCUUCGUGCGCUCUCUCUUGUGGGAUUGUAGUUUCUUGCGAAGAGCCGAGGACUUGGUGCGGCAUACUUUGGGCUUACUUCUGCACAUCUCGAUUCGGUUGUGAGGAUCACUUUCUUUGCAUUCGGAUCUUGGCGUGCUGUGACGAACGUUGCUUCGCUUUCCUCAUUAUUGUUGGGCUGGUUUUUCCCGGAGUUUAAAUAAGAUCGAAGGUAAAAAAGUUGGCAUUGUAAUUGGAAAACCUCUGUUGGACUGUUGCAUGCAGGGUUGUUGAUGGAUGUUUGAUUCAUCAUAGAAGUCUUUCUUCUUCUGUAGCUAUAUUCAUUAGGCACAAAAUUGGGAGCUUUCUACUGGAAAAGCUAAUACUGUAAAAGGCUAGUGUUAAACUGGCUACUUGGAAUGGUAUGUUUAAGAUAUAGGUGACAGGGUGGCGGAAGAAUCCUAUCAACGAGAUAAGAUGAGUUCCAGCGUCACCGGAAGCUUGGUCUGCAAAGGAAAGCUCUUGGUUCAUAUUGCUGAGAAUGGUCGCUCUUUUGACUUGGAUUGUGAUGAAACCGCGCUUGUUGAGGAAAUCAUGCGAGUUAUUGAAUCUCUUUCUGGGAUUAACUUUAAUGAUCAAAUUGUCCUCUAUUUGGAUAUGAAGCUUGAGUCACAGAGACCGCUUUCUGCGUAUAAGCUUCCAUGCGAUGACGGAGAAGUGUUCAUUUUCAAUAAAGCAAGACUCCAGAGCAACUCAUUGCCUCCUCCACCAGAGCGAGUUGACAUUGACGAUGUUGUGGCGCCUCCAUCACCGUCCUCAUCUCAUAAUCCCCACCCUCUGGAUGAUGCUUCAGACCCUGCUACGAAGGCCUUACCUUCAUAUGAGCGGCAAUUCAGAUAUCAUUACCAAUGUGGUUAUGCAAUUUUCAGACGUUCAAUAAUGAAAUAUGAGCAUUGUGAGAGGCUUCUGAGAGAACAGAUGGUUCAAGAGAGAGCAGUGGAGGUUGCAAGGGGUAACUUGGAUCAGUACUAUCGGGUGAUUAAUCAAAACUAUGGGGAUUUCAUGAAACGUUAUAUGCAGCAACGCCACAUGCAUUCUGACCUUGUGGUGAAUUUUGGGAGGAAUGUUGAAAAACUAAAAUCCUGCAAACUUCAUCCUGCUUUACAAACUCCUGCCUGCAAAUGCUUGAUGGAUUUUGUGAAGGAAGAGAACCUACAGAAGUCGGUGGAGAUUUGUACCAACUCCCACAAGCAGUUUGAGAAUAAGGUUUUACAAUUUAAGCAGGCAUUUAGUGGAGUGAAGCAGAGGGUUGAGGGAUUGUUGUCUGUCAAAGAUGUCUUGUCCAUCAAGAAUUUAGAACAAACAAUUAAUGAACACCAGAAAUAUAUAAAUGAGCAGAAGAGUAUCAUGCAAUCUCUCAGCAAAGACGUUAACACUGUAAAGAAACUGGUGGAUGAUUGUGUGUCCUGCCAGUUGUCUUCCUCAUUUCGUCCUCAUGAUGCAGUUUCAGCCUUGGGUCCUAUGUACUAUGUUCAUGUCAAUGAUCACUUGCCUAGGAUGCUUACUUGUGAUCAGGCUAUUUCCAAGCUACUUGACUUUUGCAAGAAGAGGAAGAAUGAAAUGAACACAUUUCUGCACAAUUACAUGCAAAACAUAACUUAUGCUUCCUAUCUCAUCAAAGAUCAGAAGCUACAGUUUCCUGCCUUCAAAGAGGCAAUGACACGUCAGGAUAAUUUAUUUGUGGACUUGAACUUGUUCUAUGGUAUUGGCCCUGCAUAUAGAGCUUGCCUUGCUGAAGUAGUGAGACGAAAGGCUUCUAUGAAGCUGUACAUGGGCAUGGCUGGGCAAAUGGCUGAAAGGCUUGCCACAAAGCGGGAAGUUGAGGUCAGAAAACGGGAGGAGUUUCUUAGAGCACACAGUCCAUACAUACCUGGGGGUGUAUUAGAAUCUAUGGGAUUAUUUGACAUCCCUAACCAAUGUGAAGUUAAUAUAACUCCAUUUGAUGUUGGUUUGCUUGAUAUUGACAUAGCUGAUGUGGAUCGUUAUGCUCCAGAGUAUCUAGCUGGAGUAGCAUCUAAGCUGGAGAAGCAUGGAAACUUUAAAGUUUCAUCUGCUUUGUCUACUUAUAGCUCUCACUCAACUGAGGCUGUGGAAAUUGCUACUGGCUCUUGUACAAGGUAUUAUUCUGAGCAUGAGGACCUUCUUGAUGGCAGUGAGUUGGUUGAAAUUGCUGGAACUAGCAGGUUGGAAGUUGAGAAUGCAAAACUAAAAGCUGAGCUUGCUUCUAGAAUAGCCUUAAUUUGUUCUCUCUAUCCUGAGGUAGAGUAUGAGUCAUUAGAUGAUGAUAGGGUGGAUAGUAUACUGGAGACUGCUGCAGAGAAGACAACUGAAGCGUUGCAAUUGAAAGAUGAAUAUAUCAAACAUAUUGAAACCAUGCUUAGGAUGAAGCAGAAGCAAUGCAUCUCAUAUGAGACACGCAUUCGAGAAUUGGAGGAGAAAUUGUCUGAUCCGUAUUUUCUGGGCCAGAAGAAUUCCAGUGUAAAUGAUGCAGCUGAAUUUGCCCUACGAUCUGGGAAGAAAAAUGAUUGCAAACCAGGAUUUGUGAGAGGUGACGUUCACAUUCAUUGCUUAUCAACUACUGAAUCUAUGGAUGAGAUUUCAUGCAUCUCAAGUCCCUUGGGUGCAAAACUUGGUCCUUUCACAGAACACAGAGGGAAAGCUAUAGAUGGAGUGGAUGAAAGCAUGUUAGAUUCCUCUAGAUUACAGAACGAACAGUGGGAUUCUCCUAUGGUGGAGCUUCAUCAUGAAGAAAGGCAAGGUGGUAAAGAUAGGAAUGAUAAGAUAGUAGGACAAUUGUAUAUGUCAAUGACAAACAGUUCUACUGCUGAGAGCAUGCCUUCACCCCAGGAUCUUGAACCAUGCAACUCAGCAGUUCCUCCACACUUGGAUUCUAAAGUAAAUGGUGAUUAUUUGUUGGAACUACAAUAUUCACUUGCAGACAAGACAAGCCAAUUAAACAAAACUGAAAUGAAGCUUAAAUCUGUUAUGGAAGAGGUUCCCUUGCUUAGAAGGGAAUUGGAAGCAAGUCAGAAUCUUCUUGAUGAAUCCCAGAUGAAUUGCGCUCAUUUGGAGAAUUGCUUGCAUGAGGCAAGGGAGGAAGCUUUAACACAAAAAAGUUCUUCUGACAGAAGAGCCUCAGAAUACAGUUCACUGCGUUCAUCAGUUCUUAGAAUGCGAAGCCUUUUUGAAAGACUCAAGAACUGUGUUUGCUCUCUUGGUGGUGUUGCUGGUUUUGCUGAUCCCUUGCGGGCUUUGGCCCAAUCUUUAGCCAAGUCUGCAAAUGACAGUGAAGAUGAUGAUACUGCUGAGUUCCGAAAAUGUAUCCGCGUUUUAGCUGAUAAAGUUGGUAUUUUGUUGAGGCAACAUGAAGAGCUGCUUGUCAAGCAUCCAAAAGUUGAAGCUACUAAUGAAAAGCUUAGGAAGGAAUUGGAGGAUAAAGCAAAUCAGGUCAAAGCUUUAUGCAAUAAGCACCAACAGGAGAAGCAGGCAAACAAAGAAAAGAUCUCUUUUGGUCGCCUGGAAGUUCAUGAGAUUGCUGUCUUUGUCCUCAACGCAUCAGGACAAUAUCAGGCAAUUACAAGGGAUUGCUCAAACUACUACUUAUCUACUGAAUGUGUGGCCCUGUUUGCCGACCGCCUUCCUAGCCGACCCAACUACAUCAUUGGACUGAUUGUUCAUAUUGAACACCAAGUUGUGAAGGCCACGCCUCCAACUUCCCCUCGGCCUGAGCGUGCUAGGGCAGAUCAACUGAUCUCUGACAUGGGAACUGAUCGGUUGACCUUGAAUUCAGGAUCAGCUUCAAACCCAUAUAGUCUCCCCGUAGGCUGUGACUAUUUCGUAGUGACAGUAGCAAUGUUGCCUGAUAGAACCACUCAUUUACCCGCUUCCUGAUCCUGCACAUGAUCCUUGAUAGAUAUGGAUGGGACGUGAGGGAAGUAAUCAAUUGUAUAUAAAGUCGUCAUUUCAAGUUGGAAUUCUCUUUGUGGAAGCUGAACUUAUUAACCAUUUGUACAUAUGAUGAUCCAUUGUUUUAGUUGGCCCCCUUACAUAUUUC
Molecule: messenger RNA, 4452 nt
Organism: Prosopis cineraria
Lineage: Eukaryota; Viridiplantae; Streptophyta; Magnoliopsida; Fabales; Fabaceae
Product: autophagy-related protein 11-like
Biological process (GO): piecemeal microautophagy of the nucleus; autophagy of peroxisome; reticulophagy
Cellular component (GO): Atg1/ULK1 kinase complex; extrinsic component of membrane; phagophore assembly site membrane
Molecular function (GO): molecular adaptor activity; protein kinase binding
Source: RefSeq, a predicted model, not a curated record